CCGACGCCCAAUCCGCUGACUCUCGACUGUCUCUCCUUCCAAUCUCAACUUGCCAGCCCAGCCUCGUCACCACAAUCAACCUCCUGUACCACUAUCGCCCUAACGCUACCAUACAUCUUGCUGCACACCCGGAUCCACGAAACGCAAACCGCGACUUCGAGCUGGACCGCCACGCGGAUUGUCCGCCAUGGAGCCCGACUUCAUACCGAGAAAGUCGAUCUGCCUGGGUCAGCCGCUGCCCCCGAAAGUCGUCAUUCACGACAGCGACCCCGACUUUGGCGAGGGAAUGGGACGUCUGUACCCCUCGAGCGUCGAGAGCAAUCUUCUGGAAGAGUUGGUCAUCCUGAAGACCAAGCUGCGACUAUGCAACAACGAUGAUUUCUGGUCGCUGGUAUCCGAACGCAUGGCCGAGAUUCUAGGAGCACAGCUCUGCUUCAUCGCCAAACGUAUUCUGGUCGACGAGCAAGACGCCGCCGUGGAGAUGCCUCCUCUUGGAGAGCCUGGCUCAUGUCUCAUGGCAAGUGCUUGGUACUACAACGAUGGAAAUGGUUUGCAAGGAGUUGAGAAAGGUCUGAAAUACCAUGCUUAUGGCUGUCCCUGUGGAUACAUGCGCCAUGACAAGGUCUUUGUCGUCCCAGAGAAGGUCAGCGAAAUCUUUGCCAACAACCCAAAUAAGCUGCCUGUUUCUGCCGAGUCCUACAUCGGAAUCCCGUUAUUUGCUGAUGGCAAGUGCUUCGCCCACUUUGGCGUCAUCUGGUCAGUCGAGGGCGCCGCAAAGAGAACUGUAUCAUGGGCCUUCAUCGAAAUGUUUAUGCAUGCUCUGGAGGAUCUUAUUCAAGAACGCUUGCUCGAGGGCUCCGAGUUCAAGAACAAGGAAGCCGCCAACCGAGAUAUGCCAAGGGUAAUACCGCAUGAAGUCAUCACUGCUGCCCAAUCUCUCCAACCUUACGCAAAGAGUCUGUCCCAUGAGCUCCGGACCCCAAUGCAAGGUGUGGUCGGUAUGCUUGACGUCAUGUAUGCCACUGUUCAAGAAGCCGCAGAGGGCCAGACAGACGCAGAUGUUCGUCGAGUGUUCGAAACGUUAAAAGAGAACAUCGAAACCGUUCAAGACAGCUCCCGCCGUGCUGUAGAGGCCGCUGACAAUGUCGUGCACGCUUACGACAUGAACCUGGGUAUUCCCGCUGGACCUGCAAUGAAUGAAGACUCAAUGGAUGGUUUCCAUGAUAUGAGCUACGCUCCCCACGCUUCUCACCCAGAAAUUCUUGUUGCAGGAAGCAACCUGCCUAUUUCGCGACCUAACAAGCGCCGCUGGGAAGAGUCCACGAACGAACCAGAGGAAAGCCCCACAAAGAUUCAAGCCACUCACGCUGCUCGUCUAGCGAAAGCAUCUCCUACUGCUGGCAUGAAGCAAGGUGUCCAAGAAGCCGAAGACCUCCCAGAACGCGCACCGCAAAAUACCAUGCCCAUGAGUCCUCGGCCCUCUAUUGCUACUCUUCAGGGCGAUCGCGCCAUUGCUCCUGGAAUCAGACACACCAACCUUCGCCGAGUUUUGCAAUAUGUUGUGAACGAAGGCCUAAAGGUUGGAGGAAGACCAGAAUCUGCCAUCGCCCAGGAAACACACCUUGGUGAAAUUAUUGAAGUGUGUACGCGGUCAGCCAAAGGCGAGCCGAGGACAAAACUUAUCGAGUGGUCUGUGGAAGCCGCUGUACCCGAAACGAUGCUCGCAGAUGAAAAAGACCUUGCCAAGCUGAUCUCCUGUGUGUUCUUGAAUGCCUUCAAAUUCACAGAGCAAGGCAAUAUCACAGUUGCCGCAAAAUUGAGUCCAAAGGCACGAUACAUCGUCGUCAAGUGUACAGAUACUGGCCCUGGUAUCCCGGCAGCUUUCCUUCCGCGCCUUUUCCAACCAUUUUCACAGGAGGAUCCUUCCCUCACUCGCCAAAGUGAAGGUCUUGGUCUUGGCCUUCUCGUAGCCAAAGGGCUUGCUCGCAAACUCGGAGGUGAUCUAUUCUGCAUUCGAGCGGACACUACCGGACCCAAACGCGGAUCAGAGUUUGAGAUGAGAAUUCCCUUGAGAGCCGGUGAAAUUACCACCCGCCCUUCGUCACCAGUUGGCACACCAUCGCGCGACAGAAUCCGCCAAUCAAACUCACUUGACUCAGAUGGGCGACCUUCGCCAAUGCCCAACUCCAAAGCAUUACACGCACGCACGCAAGGCGACAAUUCAAGCAAGGACUUACAAUCUGCGACAGAGAAGCCCAAUGGUGGUGAACCAUCUGCAGCACCUGCUGUGAAAAGUCCUCCCGCGCUUACGCACACUCAUUCAUUCCCUAUGCCAUCUUUCCCGCCAAAACAUGCAAGCUCAAGUGCACGCAAGUCGUCAGCAUCAAUCAAUGGUAUCGAUCGCAAUUUGGCUACCAAAUACCCCUUGAACUUCCUUGUUGCAGAGGACAACAAGAUCAACCGUAAGCUACUCGUCAGCAUGCUGAACAAGUUCGGCUACAAGACAGUCAUCGAGGCAUACGAUGGCGCCGAGGCCGUUCGGCAAAUGUCCAAGAACCCAUCUGUCGAUGUCGUCCUCAUGGAUCUCUGGAUGCCCUUCAUGGACGGUUACGAAGCCACCGAGAAAAUCCUCGCCAUGACCCACGGCAAGAAUGGCGUUUGUGGCGCAACACCGACUGUUCUGGCCGUGACAGCGGACGUGACCGACGGUGCCCUCGAGCGAGCUGCUAAAGUCGGCAUGAAAGGGUUCAUGACCAAACCUUUCAAGCUCAUGGACCUUCAACGCCUGAUUUUAGAAUACUGCGCUCGUAGCGGCAGCGAGGUCGAAGGUGGGGAGUAAUUUUCUACCUUCCUUUCAUUCUUCUCUUCACCUUGUCAAUCUUUUCUUUCUCUUCUUUUGCAUCAAUAUUCUUAUCAGGUUACUUUGUAAACAAGUAGCGCGGCGUUCUGGAGCUUCGGAUCGAGACCAUGGAAAAUGUGGGAACAUAAAGUGGAAACUCUCGAGCCGUUCUUUUUCCUCGGCUUACGAGUGUGUCUUGGGCAAGGAGUUCUCUGGACAUUUACGAACCAACAUUAGAUACCAACGAAUC
Aureobasidium subglaciale EXF-2481 is the source of this 3089-nucleotide messenger RNA. RefSeq lists its product as uncharacterized. The record is from RefSeq and is a predicted model, not a curated record. Gene Ontology annotation, biological process: phosphorelay signal transduction system; protein autophosphorylation. The transcript is spliced from 2 exons. The coding region runs from base 188 to 2839 and encodes 883 amino acids. NCBI's taxonomy places the organism in Eukaryota, Fungi, Ascomycota, Dothideomycetes, Dothideales, Saccotheciaceae. Gene Ontology annotation, molecular function: phosphorelay sensor kinase activity; histidine phosphotransfer kinase activity.